AUGGAACUAUCAGAAACCGAUUCACCUAGCGAUUGCGAAAAUGUUUGCCCACCGAUAUCUACGUUUUCACGGCUAGAAGGCGGCUUCGCCAAUUUGGACAUCCACUCCAACAGUUCGCGUGGAAUCCGUAAUCGAACCAGAGCUGUGCAACCCAUUCAUCGACCUAGUAGUCUAAGUGCUUUCAAAUUACGAGAGAUUAUUGGAUGCAGUGAAGAUUCAGAUCCGGAACGUCAUCCCAACUUGGACAUGGUUUUGGAUCAAGACAAUAAGAUUUCUUUUGACAACACUAUAACACCAUUACCGUCCAUCUAUUCACAACAGUCUGAAGAUUCAACGGAUCUAGACGAUGAUCUCCUACUAUGUACACCGCCACCGUUGAUCGGAAAACUAUUUGAAGACGAUAUCGAUGAGUUUCGAGACGAUACGGUGGAUUGGAUUGCACAGAUUUACCAGGACGAAGAUGCCGAUGUGAGUGAAAGUGAGCUGUUACCACCGACCAUGGAACCAGGUUUCGAUAAGGAAAACCAUCCAGACGAUAACAACAGCAGCAGCAGCAAUGCGGAUGAUUAUCGACGAAAGAACACCAAGCGUUCUUAUAACAGUACGGAUCAAAAUGAAGAACAACAACAGCAAUUACCUACCCAACGCCGACCGCUGGGACAGAUGCGUUUGGAUGAUUGGCCAUCGGCUGUCAUUGUUGAACACGAAAAGAAACGGCAGCCGCUUGAAGUUGUCGCUUCCACUAGUACGGGCAGUAACAGUAGCACUAGUACCAUUGGAAGCAGCCGUCGGUUUGUUCGGUCACUGUCACCAUCAAGGAAAGGAAAAGAACGUGCAUGGUCUCCCGAUACCUCGUUCAACUAA
Messenger RNA from Zychaea mexicana, 864 nucleotides. RefSeq lists its product as uncharacterized. Bases 1 to 864 code for a protein of 287 amino acids. The transcript has 2 exons. The record is from RefSeq and is a predicted model, not a curated record. Lineage: Eukaryota; Fungi; Mucoromycota; Mucoromycetes; Mucorales; Lichtheimiaceae.